CUCAGAGCUCCUCUUGCGCACGGAUUCUCCUCUUCCCAAGAUCAGUCCACCCGGGGAUCCGGCCUUUAACUUUUCUGGACUGCGGAGGGAUUACAGAUUAGGAUCUGGAACAGGCGUUGCAUAAUUAACUCCACCGCGAGGAACCGAGUUAUUCCUCAGUCGCGGUCGGAGAGGUGGCACAACGUGGGCGGCGCGUCGAGGGGACGGAUCUGCUCCACCACAGCGGCUCCGCGGCAGAAGCCGGACGUGAAGCAGCGGGACACGACGGCGUGACUUGCCCAGCAAACCAUGCGUGUAAACGGCUGCUCGGUUCGGGGCCACACUUGACGGGUCUGGCGGAUGGUGCGCGUCUCUCCAGGGUGGAUUCAGUCGUCAGUCCGGGAACACAAACUGACGGAGUAUUGACGAGAAACGGAGCCGUGCGGGGAGGUCAGCUCAUCACCUGAAGACCAGCUGACCGCUUUCUGCUCGUAGACUCCCGGUUCAGUUAUGUUAAUGGAUCAUAACCCCUGACAUCACGGCUCAUCUGGAGACCAACAGAAACACGUUGCCUUUGCGCAGUUAAACUCUGCUGAACAGCGGAUAAAAACGCCGUCUUCAGCUCUUGAAGGAGCCAUCUAAAGCCACACAUGAAGAUUAUGUGAACGGCACAGAUCUGGAAAUGCGUCGCAAACGCUUGUGUCUGCUUGAGGUGUGUGUCAUCGUAAGCCUCCUGCCUGCGGCCUCUGUGGCGGAUCUGACAUGUGAAGCUCUGCUCAUGCUGUCAGGGAACGUCUCACUACAGUCCCUGGCCUCCGCCUGGAACCAGACCCUGAGCAAUGCCACGGGUCAGUGGAGCGGCCCGGGACUCUACUGCGACACCUCCAUCGAUGGCAUCGGCACCUGCUGGCCCAGGAGCAGCGCCGGCCAGAUGGUGUCGCGACCCUGUCCAGAGAUGUUCUACGGAGUCCGAUACAACACCACCAAUAAUGUUUAUAGGAAAUGUCUUGCAAAUGGGACCUGGGCGCUGAAGGGGAACUACUCCAUGUGUAAGGCCAUACUUCACGAGGAGAAAAAAAGCAAGAUGCACUACCAAAUAGCUGUGAUCAUAAACUUCCUGGGUCACUGCAUCUCCAUGGUGGCCUUGCUCAUAGCCUUCUUCCUCUUCUUGUGUCUGAGGAGCAUCCGCUGCCUGAGAAACAUCAUCCACUGGAACCUCAUCACCGCCUUCAUCCUGAGGAACGCCACCUGGUUCAUCGUCCAGCUGACCAUGAGUCCCCAGGUGCAUGAAAGCAACGUGGUUUGGUGUCGCCUCGUCACCGCCUCCUUCAACUAUUUCCACUCCACAAACUUCUUCUGGAUGUUUGGCGAGGGCUGCUACCUGCACACGGCCAUCGUCCUCACCUACUCCACCGACAAGCUGCGCAAGUGGAUGUUCAUCUGCAUCGGCUGGUGUAUACCAUUCCCCAUCAUUGUGGCCUGGGCCAUUGGGAAGCUGUACUACGACAACGAGAAGUGCUGGUUUGGCAAGCGAGCUGGCAUGUACACAGACUACAUCUACCAAGGCCCCAUGAUUCUUGUGUUGGUGAUCAAUUUCAUUUUCCUCUUCAACAUCGUGAGAAUCCUGAUGACCAAACUGCGAGCGUCUACCACUUCAGAGACAAUCCAGUACAGGAAAGCUGUGAAGGCCACGCUGGUCCUUCUCCCUCUCCUGGGAAUCACCUACAUGCUGUUCUUUGUCAACCCGGGGGAAGACGAGAUCUCUCAAAUCGUCUUCAUAUAUUUCAACUCAUUCCUGGAGUCCUUCCAGGGCUUCUUUGUGUCAGUAUUUUACUGCUUCCUAAACAGUGAGGUGCGCUCAGCCGUGAGGAAGCGGUUCCAUCGCUGGCAGGAGCAGCACUCCAUCCGAGCCAGGAUGACCCAGGCUAUGUCCAUCCCCACUUCACCUUCACGGGUCAGCUUUCACAGCAUCAAGCAGUCCACAUCGCUAUGAGAGACGAGACCGGCUUUGUCCCGGAGACGUGCUCUGGGAGAAACCCCCGGCUGUCAUUGUCAUCAUUUUCUGCCACAUCACCGGAGUACUCUAAAACACUUUGUGAGCUGGGGCGAGGCCAGAGAGAGAGAGAGAGAGACUGCACCAGUCUCCCAAACCUCAGAGGGGGGGACAAUAUUCAGACCCUCAGGAUGAGAGCAGGGAUAAAGGACACUGCAGAGUUUGUAAAGUGAGAGGUUAGUGGAUCAAAAGAUGCAUGUGACCAAGCUGAGGCUGGAUCUGUGUGAAUGUACAGCACUCCAUGUUCUUUAGUGUUUGCCUGCCAUAGAGGUUCUCUGUUCUAUUCCUGCUUUUGUUUAUUUUGCUUCGUUGCAUCAGUGAGAACUUGGAGCUUGUGCCGCUGGACUGCACAGAACUGGAUUCCAACUCAGCGGACGCUGGACUCAAAUCCUACAGUGACUAAUUUGUUGUCAGAUUUAAGGGUGGUUUUUUGUUGUUGUUUUGCCGUCACAAACAACGGUCUGUUCGUAGUGUUUGUUAAUUUUGUGUUGUGCUCUCUUCUCCCGUUCUCGGUCAGCUUGGUGCAGUCGUGUUUUCAGAAAGUUUAACACAUUCCAUACUUUCUACCUGAAGAGUUUUGUUUCAGAGUAACGUGUCUGCCACAAAUACCUGACCUGCAUGUGGAUUAGUAGUGAGGUUUGCUUUCUUUCUGAAGAUUAGUUGGGAUGACUGAUUCCCCGUCAUGUGUUAACAGUUGAGCUACAGGUAGGAGGCGAUUAGCCUAGCUUAGCAUAAAGAACGGAUGCAGAGGAAACAGUUAGCCUGCCUCUCUUCUGAUGAAAAUGAAAUAUGUCUAUGAAGUAGUUACAGUACGUAACUCUCCCGCUGUCUUAAUGCUAAGUUAGGCUAAUCUUGCUAACCCUCAGAAAGUCAGUGAAUUAGCAUGCUUUCCCCACAGGUGUUCCUGUUAGAAAUGUCCUCAUGCAUUGCCCUCAAUUUUAUGAAAAAAAAAAGGUCCAAAUUAGAUGUGUAAUUUGACAAAAUAAUCUUAAACCUGCAUUAUUCAUCCCAUAAAGCUGUUGUGACGAAUGUGUUAGCAAACAGAUCAGCACAGAUCAACACAAACGUUCAAAGUUGUCUUUUCUGUCCACCAGAUGAAUGUAAAGGUCAAUAUUUGCUCUCCUCUCACUUUUUAACCUCCGGGGUAUAUUUGUCUCUUUAGCUGCUAACUGUACUCACCAGCUAAUUGCUAACUUUAUCUGUCUACAUUUUGGUGCUGAGCAGAUGGUCUACUGUUUUCAAACCAAGCUUUUUCACCGAAAACAAAACCAAAAGUGUGAGCUUAAAGACACUAAAAUGCUCUGAAGGCAUUGGAGGAACUGUGUAGGUUAGUUUGAUAUGAGGGGUCACCUCGAGUUCUUGGUGUCCUCAUCCCAUCUUACGCUUUACAUUUGACCUGCUGCAGCUUUCAGUCAAGAUCCACUUACCAGCCUUCUGUGUUGACCACAAAAUGCUGCUAAGUGGAUCUUGACUUGAGAUUAUUUUGUCAGAUGUCUGUUGAAAGGUCCGUAGUGCUUUGAAACAAAACUCUUCAGCUGAACAAAGAGACUUACUAUUGUUGCCUCUCUACCAGCAAGCCGGAUAAGGAGAAUCGCUAGCUGAGCAGAAUGCAGUAUUGUACCAGUUCUUGUACCCACCAAGUGACUUUCUGUGGUGAAGCAUGACAUCUAAGUGGGCCACACAGUAACAUUGAUUACUGGUUCUUUGUAAAUAUAUAUAUAUAUGUAUAUAUAUAUAUAAAUGCGGGAGCAGGACAUUAAAAGAUCCGGUGGAGUCGUCACAAAUAUAAACCAAAAAACACAAACCACACACUGUGAAUCUUUUGGGCACAUCAUCCACGUGAUCAGUAAUUCACAGUCCACAUUCCUACGAUACCAGUAUGCCUAACACCUGCGCGUUUUUAUGAACUGCUUUUUGAGUAAAAGUGUAUACGAACCUCAUCUUUUGGUCGCCCUGAAAUCCUGAUUUGUUGUUUUGUUUUGUUUUUUAAUCCUUUCCUGUGAAGUGUGAGCUCUGGUUGUGAGCCAACAGAAUUUCACGUGCCACUGUGACGUGAGUUGUUCUCACGUUAAACGUCUGUUGUAACGACACAGUCUGUGCAGCUGCUUCCUGAGCGCCUGGAGGGUUUUUGGGGGGUGAAAGAGCGCCUCACUCAGACGUAUUGCUGUGUGAUGUGACCUAAAACUCACAUCUCGACACACGUCGGCGAUGCUCAAGGUCGCAGUACGACACGUUUUCCAGGCCUCUUUGCUCAGGUUGAAACAGCAGUCAUUAUUGUCUUAUGUCUUCUAAAGGUUAGAGCCUCUUGCAUCGUGGCUCUUGUCUGUUGACUCUCUCCACACGGUUUAAUGUGAUUUUUGCAUAGGCAGUAAAAAUGUUGGUGGUGUUUGAGUCUGUUGUGGGUACCGGCCUGUGGCAUAGUUUGCAAAUUACCUUCAUUUGGUCCAACUUUUGACACCCAAAACACAUGUCCACCUGACAGAAGUUUGUCCCUCAGUGCUGAACGAGUGCUGGGCCGAAACGAGUGUCCGCUACAGACAAAGUACCUUUUAUUGGUCUGACUGAAGUUUAUUCAGAUUCAGGCUUAUAAAAAAGCUCAUCCUGUUCCUCUCGUGAUCUGAAGCUCAAUUCUGAGGCUGUUCUGUACAUAGUUUUCAAAUAAACAAUAAAUAUAGCUACUUCUGAUCAACCCAUAUCAGUUGCAGGCUCGAGUUAAAUCCGAGUGCAGAUGCAGAUCACCUGGCUGGACAGAUAAGGAUACAGAUGUUGAUGCACUCGCUUAUCCUGAGCUGCUCCUCUUUUAGGUUCGAGCUCCUCAUCAUGUCUCAUCUUCUCUGAGUCCUUCUGUUCAGGUUUACGUGCUUCUGUGGCACGUUCACUCUCCUGCAUGUUUGUUUGUGUUGCAUUCGUGCAAAUUUGUCAUGUUACGCAGCCCUACGCUCAAAUUAAAGUCUGGUCAUUA
This is a messenger RNA of Scatophagus argus, 4994 nucleotides long. RefSeq names its product corticotropin-releasing factor receptor 1. Lineage: Eukaryota; Metazoa; Chordata; Actinopteri; Scatophagidae. Bases 662 to 1972 code for a protein of 436 amino acids. The record is from RefSeq and is a predicted model, not a curated record. The transcript has 14 exons. Gene Ontology annotation, molecular function: corticotropin-releasing hormone receptor activity; corticotropin-releasing hormone binding; corticotrophin-releasing factor receptor activity. Gene Ontology annotation, cellular component: plasma membrane; neuron projection. Gene Ontology annotation, biological process: adenylate cyclase-activating G protein-coupled receptor signaling pathway; cell surface receptor signaling pathway.